GAGUAUUCAACAAUCGUCCUAACUACCUGCUGCCACCCUGAAUCACUUUCUUUGUUGAUCUAAGCAUGAGCUCACAACAGCCCCAGAAUGCACCAAGAUCUCCGGACAGGAGCAGAAGCCCUAAAAUAAGACAUGAACGGAGAAAGAAGUCCCGCCACCGCUCAAAAUCUCCGCAGGCGUCUGGCUCUCGGGCAACGCAUAAGUCCCAUUCCAGCCCAGCACGCAAAUCCAGUCACUCUGCGACUGUAGCAGAGCAAGAUGGGUCAAGACCCCGCCCAGACGAUGGUCUUUGUUGGGCAUGUUCGGCUCCAUCCGAACCUGGCAAGCUUCUUUGCGCCGGCUGCAUUAAAGAUAUGGCUACAGACCGGGAAGCAGAGGCAAAAAGAAUUAAAGACUAUAUCCAAGACGCAGUAGCAGAGGGUAUUCAGGCAGCCUCAGCUACCAAAACACCUAGAUCAAGGCCCAAAGUUAGUAGCGUCAAUCAGCCAGGACGAGACGAUUCACCUACUCGGGAGACGCUAUCACCAGGCUCAUCGGACUCUGAAGAGCCCUCAGAGUAUUUAUUUGAUUUUCAAUAUAUUGAAUCAUUUGUCACAGCCAUAAGAGAGGCCAUUGACUGGGAUCAGGAUGUUCAGCCGCCUGAAAAAAUUAAAAGAUUUUUUCCUAGCCGUAAGAGACAAGGGGUUACCUUCCCCCUCUUACCAGAAAUCCGAGAAUGGUUCGAGGAAGAAUGGGAAAGGCCAGAAAGGAGGGCAAACGUUCAAAAUCGUUUCUCAAGGUUGUACCCUUUUAAAACUCCAGAGGCAGACCUUUGGGACUCACCAUUGGGCAUAGAUGUGGCCUUACAGCGCUUGGCCAGACAGGUCGCGCUGCCUUUGCAGGAUUCCACGACCUUUAGAGAUCCAAUGGAUAGACGUGCAGACACAGAUCUGAAAAAGGUAUACUCAGCCGCAGGUGCAGCGUGUCGCCCGGCCAUUGCCCUAACUUCAGUCUCCAGGGCACUCAAGGUCUGGACCACGAGAACCCAAGCAGCCCUUAAAGCAGAGACAGGCUCAGAAGCACUCAUACAAACAAUGGAGGAUUUCGAUCUUGCUGCCGAUUUCAUAGCAGAAGCCUCUAUGGACUUGACAAAGCUACUUGCAAAGAUCAUGGCUUUUGCAGUGACGGCAAAGAGGGCUCUUUGGUUGCGGCAUUGGGGCGCAGACAGCACCUCCAAACUGAGUCUCUGCAAUAUUCCGUUUAACGGCAAGGUGCUGUUCGGAAAGACCCUAGAAGAAGCUAUCAGUCGGGCUACAGGGGGAAAAUCGGGUCUAAUGCCACAGAGACCCAGGAAGAGACAGCAGGCCACUCGGCCAGCCCAGCCAGAGUACAAAAGGGCGUAUGACGCCAGGGCAUACAGGCCAGGACGGGAAUAUACAAGACCCUACUGGAAAAACCCACAAAAUUCGUUUUUGCGGAAGGUAAAGUCUAGAGCGGCGCAGACCGCAAAGAAACCCGAGAAGUCCUUUUGA
Rana temporaria (common frog) is the source of this 1511-nucleotide messenger RNA. RefSeq lists its product as uncharacterized. The transcript is spliced from 3 exons. Bases 66 to 1511 code for a protein of 481 amino acids. The record is from RefSeq and is a predicted model, not a curated record. NCBI's taxonomy places the organism in Eukaryota, Metazoa, Chordata, Amphibia, Anura, Ranidae.